Messenger RNA from Pungitius pungitius (ninespine stickleback), 861 nucleotides. Its product is annotated as monocyte chemotactic protein 1B-like. The transcript has 3 exons. Bases 50 to 349 code for a protein of 99 amino acids. Gene Ontology annotation, cellular component: extracellular region. Gene Ontology annotation, molecular function: chemokine activity. Lineage: Eukaryota; Metazoa; Chordata; Actinopteri; Perciformes; Gasterosteidae. The record is from RefSeq and is a predicted model, not a curated record. Gene Ontology annotation, biological process: immune response.
AGAAGAGAGAACCAGCUGACACUCACCUUCUGAUACAUAGUGAAGCAAGAUGGCCGCUGCUCGUCUGACUCUGUCCGUGUUGGUGCUGAUCCUGGCUGCUGCUACUCUGACUGAAGGCCUGCGUGGCGCCGGCCCAAAGAGAUGCUGCUUCCGUUUCAAUGAGAACGAGGUGCCCGUUGACAACGUGGUCGGCUACGUCAGGACCAGCCAGCGGUGCUCCAAGUCCGCCAUCCUGUUACAGACCGUGGCAAGGCGGAGCCUGUGUGUCAGACCCUCGGCCCCGUGGGUGAAGGAGCUCAUCAGCCACCUUGAUGCCAAAUCUGUCCAAGGAGAGAGGUCCAACCUGUGAGAACGGCAGCUUGUGAUCGAAAUGUGGCCAGUUAUCGUUUCUUGAUGCUGCAAUGUCACGAUGUGUUACCAUAAAGUCUGCAUAGGUGUAUCAAUAUGCGACAUAUUUACUUUUUUACUUAAACAAUGUUGUUAUGUAUUCCGAGUCUCAUGGAGAGAGGCCAUUUAAUUUAAGUAUACGGAACAAUAUGUGUAGUUUUUGCUUAACGUCAACACUGUGAAAUGCUGUUGCUUUGUGAUUUGAAUUGACUUAACAGAACGUGCACACUGAAAAAGAGCAAUACCUCCCAACUUCAUGCUUGUAGUCAUCAGUGGAGUAUAAGCUAAUGCCACUAUUUCUACAGUACAACCUGCGUCAGCACUUCCUCUUGUUUUUUCACAUUUAAACUAAAGUGGUGAUGGGUUUUUUUCUAUUUAUAGUCAUGUUUUGAAUUGAAGUUUUUGUACAGAUAAGUACAAAAUGUAUUUGUGGAACUGAUUUGAUGGUGCAGAAAUAAAGCCAGAUAAUAUGUC